ACACAUGACGUCCGUUUCCCUACCCGCGCUCUGGCGUACUAUUAAAACUACCUUCCCUCACAUUUCACAGCUUUUUCCUUCAACUUCUGCAGCUCAAACACACACACACUCUCACACGCAAAACACACACACUGAUAGAUAAGGUCAUGGAUCUCGCGAAGAAACUGAGCAUUUUCGUUUUUCUUUUGUGCGUUCUGAUUUCAUUGAGGAACCAAAAAGCUGCAACUGAUUCGCGUUCGGUUGCUGAAGGUCCAUCCACACGGCGUAACCUCGGAGAAGACGACUCUCAUUCUAUCGCCGUAGUUCAGGCGCGGCUUAAAUACGACUACUACAGCGAUUCAUGUCCAUCAGCUGAGAGGAUAAUCCGAUCAACGGUCAGGGAAUUGCACGAGAUGAAGAAUGUCGGUCCUGCUCUGUUGAGGCUUGCUUUCCACGACUGCUUUGUCAUGGGGUGUGACGCUUCAAUUUUGCUGGAUUCGGCUGGUGAUGUGAAAAGCGAGAAAGACACUCCACCGAAUCGAUCUAUAAAAGCAUUUGAACAUAUUGAUGCUAUCAAGUCUAUACUCGAGGAUGAGUGCCCUGGAGUUGUAUCUUGCGCUGAUAUUGUAGUUUUGUCAGCAAGAGAGGGCGUUCUCCUGGCUGGAGGCCAAUUCUAUCCUGUUUUAACCGGACGAUUGGACAGCAAAAGGGCUUACCCCGAAGAUGCAGCUGCAUCUCUUCCCAGUCCUCACUUAAAUCUCGGGGAAGCUCUCAGGUCGUUUGCAGCGAAGGGAUUUGAUGCCAGAGAAACAGUCGCUCUGCUAGGUGCCCACAGCACCGGAAAGGUUCACUGCAGUUUCUUCUACAACCGGCUAUAUAACUUCAGUGGAACAAAUGGACCUGACCCUUCCAUAAAUGCUGAAUUCGUGAUGGUUUUGAGAUCACAAUGCAGCAACUCCUCAUCGCAACCAUCUCCAGCACCUUCUCCAUCAUCAGCAGCAUUAGAGGAUCGAGCAGUGAAGAUGGACUACGAAGGAGCAGGGAACGGUUUUGGCGAGGUAUACUACCGUAGUCUAUUGGAAGGCAAAGGGUUACUGUUUGUGGACCAGCAGCUCACAGCUGGAGACGAUACGAGGCCUUGGGUCGAAGCGUAUGCUGCAGAUGCUCCACGCUUCCGCAGGGAUUUUGGGCUGGCUAUGUUCAAGCUUUCGCAUCUCCACGUUGAUAGUGCUGCAGAGGGCGAGGUUCGUCUCAACUGCCGUAAAGUUAACUGAAUGUGGGGAGUAGAUCAGUUGUCUUCCUGUGAAAAUUAACUCAAAAUCUGUGGUAACUCUGCUUUUCUGCUUGUUGUUUCGUUUUAUUCCAUGGCGUAUACAUUAUCUGCAAUACCUUAUUAGUAUGGCAUUUUAUAUGUAUAUAUCUCUGUGGUUGCAUUGA
Salvia splendens (bonfire salvia) is the source of this 1416-nucleotide messenger RNA. Its product is annotated as Peroxidase superfamily protein. The transcript has 4 exons. The coding region runs from base 147 to 1253 and encodes 368 amino acids. Gene Ontology annotation, molecular function: peroxidase activity; heme binding. NCBI's taxonomy places the organism in Eukaryota, Viridiplantae, Streptophyta, Magnoliopsida, Lamiales, Lamiaceae. Gene Ontology annotation, biological process: hydrogen peroxide catabolic process; response to oxidative stress. The record is from RefSeq and is a predicted model, not a curated record.